Camelus dromedarius (Arabian camel) is the source of this 1865-nucleotide messenger RNA. It is a transcript of the gene TCP11, whose product is annotated as t-complex 11. The transcript is spliced from 10 exons. Gene Ontology annotation, cellular component: acrosomal vesicle; sperm flagellum. Gene Ontology annotation, biological process: regulation of sperm capacitation. The coding region runs from base 175 to 1674 and encodes 499 amino acids. The record is from RefSeq and is a predicted model, not a curated record. NCBI's taxonomy places the organism in Eukaryota, Metazoa, Chordata, Mammalia, Artiodactyla, Camelidae.
GUCAGGGAGGUGGCAUGAAUUAAGAAAAUGUAUAUCUGAUCGAGUCAAGACCUGCUUGCCACAUGACUCUUGGAAACUCCGUGAAAUCUCUCUGAUCCCCAGUCUGCUCAUCUAUUAAAUGGUCCAACAGAACACCUGCCUUGCCUACUCAACAGCCCAGAUUUCAUCAGCAAAAUGCCAGGCGUGGAGGAAGAUGUGCCCCUGAAGGAGCCUGGCGUUGCAGAGAGCCGGCCAUGUAAGCCCGAAACCUCAGGACCGACGCAGGAAGACAAGAGCAGCCCCGAGGACCACCCUUCCUGUGUGAUAGAUACAGUUAAUGAUGCUUCCAAGCUGAGCAGUGAGAUUGGGAUGAAUCAUGAUUUCCACGUGGAAGAAAAAGUUUUGCCUCCAAGCAGUCUGGAAGGCAGAGUCAAGGAGACAAUACACAAUGCCUUUUGGGAUCAUCUGAAAGAGCAGCUAUUAGCUGCUCCCCCAGACUUCAGCUGUGCUCUUGAACUUCUAAAAGAAAUUAAAGAGAUCUUGCUGUCACUGCUGCUGCCACGCCAGAACCGCCUACGAAGUGAGAUAGAAGAAGCCCUGGACAUGGACCUCCUCAAGAAGGAAGCAGAACAUGGGACCCUGAAUGUCCCUCAUCUCUCUAAGUACAUUCUCAACAUGAUGACUUUGCUGUGUGCACCAGUUCGAGAUGAAGCAGUGCAGAAACUGGAGAACAUCACAGACCCUGUUCGCUUACUGAGGGGGAUCUUCCAGGUUCUGGGCCUGAUGAAAAUGGACAUGGUGAACUACACUAUCCAGAGCCUUCAGCCCCAACUGCAGGAACAUUCCAUUCAGUAUGAACGAGCUAAAUUCCAGGAACUCCUCAACAAGCAGCCUCGCCUCCUCGAUCACACCACCAAAUGGCUGGCCCAAGCAGCGGCAGACCUCUCCAUGCCGCCUCCCUCCUGCCCGGACACUCCCAACUCCUCCAGUGGGGUCAGCUCCUCUCCAAGCGAAGCAGCCAUCAGCCCAGAGCCCCUCAGCCCUGCGAUGGUCCUGUCCCAGGGCUUCCUGAACCUCCUUCUCUGGGACCCUGAAGAUGAAGAGUUCCCGGAGACCCUGCUGAUGGAUAGAGCCUGGCUGCAGGAGCUGGAGGCCCAGCUGAACCAGUUAACCAUCCUGGCCUCAGUCUUGCUAGUGGCCAGCAGUUUCUCUGGCAGCGUUCUGUUUGGCUCACCUCAAUUUGUGGAUAAGCUGAAACGUACAACCAAAGCCCUGAUGGAGGAGUUUAACUCCAGGCCUGAGGAGGAGGCUAUGGUGACUGUGAGUGAACGGGUGUCUCAGGAAAUCCAUCAAAGCCUCAAGAACAUGGGCCUUGCUGCUCUGAGCAGCGACAACACCGCAUCUCUGAUAGGACAGCUCCAGAAUGUCGCCAAGAAGGAGAACUGUGUCCGCAGUGUCAUUGAUCAGCGGAUCCACUUGUUCCUUAAAUGUUGUCUGGUUCUUGGUGUGCAGCGUUCUCUGCUCGACCUCCCUGGAGGCCUGACUCUCAUUGAAGCAGAACUGGCAGAACUUGGCCAAAAGUUUGUCAACCUAACACACCACAAUCAGCAGGUGUUUGGCCCCUACUACACGGAGAUCUUAAAAACGCUCCUUCCCCCAGCUCAGGCACUGGAAACAGAAGUGGAGUCUCUCUGAUGGCACCGGCUCCAAGCCCUGGCUCCUUGGACCCAGGAGAGAAGCCCAUCAUUUUUUUUGAGGGGACGUCAUCAGUGACCAGCAGGGCAGCGAGCCCUCUCUGCUUCUGUGGCCAGUACACCACUCUGUAGUGACCAAGCAUGUAAACACCAACUGGCCCAAACUCUUGCUAAUAAACUUCUGAACUGCAA